Sabethes cyaneus is the source of this 2816-nucleotide messenger RNA. RefSeq names its product glutamic acid-rich protein (gene sals). The transcript has 9 exons. NCBI's taxonomy places the organism in Eukaryota, Metazoa, Arthropoda, Insecta, Diptera, Culicidae. The coding region runs from base 1 to 2529 and encodes 842 amino acids. The record is from RefSeq and is a predicted model, not a curated record. Gene Ontology annotation, molecular function: actin binding.
AUGCCAGUCAAUGGGAGCAAUCGACCUCCUUGGCUGAAAGACAGACUAGAAACAGUGAAUAAGAACGUUCCACCGGCGUGGGCAAGGAAAAAUUCAACAGGUUCAACCUCCUCUGAGCCCCCGAAGGACUCCAAACCUGUUCCGAAAACUGCUACAACAGAAAGCAAAACGGCACCAAUACCAAAGAAAGCGGCCCCAGCCACUGUCACUGCGGUGGCGAAGGAAAAUGGGGAACCCGCAAAAGCUGCUAAACUACAAUCGAAAGAAAUCAAGGUCCCAAUUGUGGUGCAACAGAAAAAGCCUGUUCCUCCACCUCUCGUUAAGCCAAAUAAGCCAGAACCGUUGACCAAAACUACUACACCACAAAUGACAGUACUUAGAGAAGCAGCUAAAGCUAAACCAACACCGAAAAAGGAACCAUCCCCAGAAUCAGAAGAGGAGGAGGAAGAGGAAGAAGAGGAGGAAGAAGAAGAAGAGGAAGAAGGCAGCACCGAAUAUGAGACAGAAACGGAAACCGAAUCCGAGGAGGAAACACCUCCUCCUCCGCCACCGGUUAAAAAGCCCCCUCCAAAACGUGAGCCGUCUCCUCCGAAGCCAAAAAUUCCGGUCCAAUUGAAAAAAGUUACCAAGAGUCCGGAGAAAACCGACGAUAGCAAGUCCUCUAAAUCGGAAAAAUCGUCAUCGCCGGAACCAAAAACAUUCAUUAAACCUCCACUGAAAAAAGUGACUCGACAACCGUCUGAGCAGGUUAAGGAAAAGUCACCGUCACCGGAACCGAAGAAUUUCCGUAUACAAUUGAGAAAGGUUCCAUCAAAUCUUAAGGCACCCCGGCUUAAGGAGAAACUGCCGGAAGUUCAGCUAAAAAGGGUGGAGAAACCGCUGCUGGAAGAUGUGCCAAAGAAAGAGGAAGCCUAUCCACACAAACCCUCGAUGUUGAAAUCGGAGAGCAGUAAAAGAAUACCACCGCCUCCGCCAAUGCCGAAAUCAAAUAUUCCCCCGCCACCGCCUCCACCACCUAAAUUAGUACCACCACCGGAUUUUAAAAAGGAUGAUAUCUCGGUAAAGCAGAAGCAAGUAAUAGAGAAACUCAAAAAACGGCCACGCAAACGACCGGACUGGUCCGACAUGAUGAAAGAAGUGGAACAGGGUAAAAAACUGCGUCACGUUGAAUGCAAUGAUAGAUCAAAACCAAUCAUUCACUCAAAGUCUAUAACUAAAGUGAAAGAUCAGUUCAUCUUCGAGACCGAAACGGCAACGGCUCACAAUGUUUUGCUGAAGGAGAUUCAAUCUGGCAUACGACUGAAACCAACCAAAUGCAACGACCGUAGUAAACCUAAUUUGGAAGGCUUAAGAAAGUUCCGUCGACAGAUGACUUUAGAGGAACAGUUAGCUAAAUCUGAAUCUAGAGCUAAUCUGGAGGCGCCACCCGUGGAGGAAGACGAGGUUGAUGAAAUGGAUGACAUAGACAAAGUCCGUGAUGAUCUGCAAAGCACUAAACAAUUGUUGGCGAUGGAAUUGCGCAACAACGAAGCGCUGGAACGUGAGAAUAAGCGUCUCUUGCAAAGGGUGCAGAAUCUGGAAGCUGAGCUAUCGCGCGAACGUUGGAAUCCUCUGAGUGGGGAAGAAAAGAGCACGAUCAGUGGGCCUGAUGCUGAUCUUAUAAAAUCACUGAAGGGUGAAGCCCUGGAGGCCCAACAGCAAUCUAAGCAGCUGGAACAGAAGUAUCAGACAGUGGCGAAGGAAUUGGAUACGGCGUACAAAAGCAAUGAGGAACAAAAACGUAAAAUCGCUGAUUUAGAGAAAAAACUGCAAUGCUUAACGGAUGAUGACUACCUUUUGAAUGAACAUCAGGGUAUAACAGAUGGUGGAAUCAAUGCGGCUAGACGCAUUAGUGAAGCGGCGCAGAAGGAAAGCUCGCCUGAACUGCCCGCUGACGAAGAGGAAGAUGAAGAAGAAGAGGAAGAUGAGGAAAAGAAAGCCGAAAAGGCGGCCAAGCGACUGAAUCGGGAAGUAAAUAUGCUCUCGGCUCGACUGAUACGAUUGAAGGAAAAGGAAGAGGAGAAACACGCUGAACGGCAGGCCUUGAAAUAUGCCAUGAAAACUAACCAGUAUGCCCUUAAAAACGAACGCAAAAAAUAUAAGAAAUUGCAGAAGGAAGUAGAUAAGAUGGCAGCAAUGAUGAAAAUGGAAGAAGACGAUGAGGAUACAGAAGAAGUGAAAGAGCCACCACCAGAAGAACCGGAAGAGGAAGAAGAAGAGGAGGAAACUGAAGAGGAGAGUGAAUCGGAAUCCGAGUCCGAAAGUGAUAGUGAGAGCGCGAAUGAAGCCGAUGAUGCACCCGACGAGAAAAAGAAAGUGAAUCUUGAACCAAGGGUAAAGCGACAUGAGGGUCGAUUGGCUUCACUGAAGAAGGGCAACUACUUGCUACAGGCCAACGUAGAUCGGAUCAAGGAUGAAAUCAACAAAACACGGGAAAUGUGCUGUACACUCCAGGCGGAUCUGGAUUCAGUCAUUGCCGAUCUAGGAUAACAAUGACUAUUUAGCAAAAAUAAUUUAAUUAUUUGAUUUCUUAUAUUUAGCCACCAUUGAUCGCUCUGGACUAGAAAUGCUAAUCACUUCACAGGACAAAACCCAAUAGCGCAAGAUGUUACAUCCAUUCACACAACACUUUAUCACAUAAAACACUAUACUUUAUACAAAAAAAACUGGUAAACGGAACAAACGAAGCCGGUCUUUGGUGCACGAGAAUAAGUAUUUAAUUUACUGUAUUUUUGCAAGUCGAAAUAAAAGAAGGAAUCUUACCUGAAUUAAAAACU